CCGACUCGCUUUUCACGCAACCGGUGUCUGUUUUCGCCCCACGUGUAGAGAAUUGAGUCGUGUUUCUUCUCACCGGUGCGUUCCAUAUUUUUCGGACAAAAAUGUCUUUCGAGCAGAUGAAGGCGAACGUGGGCAAACUCCUGCGAGGAAUUGAUCGUCCCAACAUUCAAAGUCCCUACACUCAGUUGUAGGCUCUGUGCAUUCCUCUUUUUCUUCUGACGCUGGAUGCGGUUUCCUCCUCUUCUUUGUCUUCGACCCACAGUAGCUGAAUUUCCACCAACGCCCUGCAGCUACAACCCAGAAAACUUGUCCACGUUGGAGCGCUACGUGGAGACACAAGCCCGGGAAAACGCGUACGACCUGGAGGCCAACCUUGCUGUUCUCAAACUCUACCAGUUUAACCCGGCCUACUUCCAGACCAACGUGACGUCCCAGAUCCUGCUCAAGGCGCUCACUAAUCUGCCCCACACCGACUUCACGCUCUGCAAGUGCAUGAUUGACCAAACACACCAAGAGGAGCGCCCCAUCAGGCAGAUCCUCUACCUGGGAAACCUGCUGGAGACCUGCCACUUCCAGAGCUUCUGGACAAGUCUUGAAGAGAAUCGGGAGCUCAUUGACGGAAUUACUGGCUUUGAAGACUCUGUCCGCAAGUUCAUCUGCCAUGUAGUGGGCAUCACUUACCAGACCAUAGAUCGCCGCUUGCUGGCUGAGAUGCUGGGAGACCCUCUGGACACACAGGUGAAAGUGUGGAUGAACAAGUACAACUGGACAGAAACAGAGGAUGGACAGAUCUUCGUCUUCAACCAGGAGGAGAGCGUCAAGCCAAAGAACAUCGUGGAGAAGAUUGAUUUUGAGAGUGUGUCGAGCAUCAUGGCCACCUCUCAGUGACACACAUUGAAGACUUUCAUAUAAACACUUUUACACACAAUGAAAAUAAAUUAUCGUUUCUGA
Messenger RNA from Syngnathoides biaculeatus (alligator pipefish), 951 nucleotides. It is a transcript of the gene eif3k, whose product is annotated as eukaryotic translation initiation factor 3, subunit K. Gene Ontology annotation, molecular function: translation initiation factor activity; ribosome binding. The transcript is spliced from 9 exons. NCBI's taxonomy places the organism in Eukaryota, Metazoa, Chordata, Actinopteri, Syngnathiformes, Syngnathidae. The record is from RefSeq and is a predicted model, not a curated record. Gene Ontology annotation, cellular component: cytoplasm; eukaryotic translation initiation factor 3 complex. The coding region runs from base 226 to 888 and encodes 220 amino acids. Gene Ontology annotation, biological process: regulation of translational initiation.